Messenger RNA from Brassica napus (rape), 831 nucleotides. RefSeq lists its product as uncharacterized. The coding region runs from base 236 to 646 and encodes 136 amino acids. The record is from RefSeq and is a predicted model, not a curated record. The transcript has 2 exons. NCBI's taxonomy places the organism in Eukaryota, Viridiplantae, Streptophyta, Magnoliopsida, Brassicales, Brassicaceae.
UAAAAUAUAGAUUAUUGAGCUGUGCAGGUUUCGGUUAGUAUGGUUAUUGGUUUUUAAUUUUAUUAUUGUUGGUUCAAAAUCAGAACCGGCUCAAUCAACGACAGCUGGAAAAAAUAACAAACAAACAUCACAAUUCAAAUACAUUUUUGAGAUUCUCUCUCCUCUCUACCCAUUGCUUCACUUUUUUCUCACUUCCUUCAAACUCUCUCUAGAGAAACUGUAGUCUCUUCAGAGGAUGGCGGUUCCGGUUGUUGAUCUCCUGAACAACUCCGAUUCAUCAUCCGAUGAAGAUUUCAGCGACUCCGAAGUAUUUUAUUCAUCGGAGGACGAAUCCAUGGAAGACGAACCGUCGGAGUCGGAAAUCACCACUGCAAAAGAAACAGAGACGAAACGUAGCGAAGAGGAGGAGGAGGAGGAGGAGUUUUGGAUCCGUUAUCCUUAUUUGAAGAGUUUUCUGAGCACAAGCGUUGCUCAAGGUUUGAUUCCAGAGGACUAUGUUUUUGAGAGAGCCAAGCUUAUCGGAGAAGAGAAGGCCAAGGAGCUGAAUGAAAGAGGCGAGGCUUUGUUUCUCAAGGAACUUGAAGCGUGCAAGGACAAGUGUGAGCUCGUUGCGUCUGCCAUCCUCGCUAUGAAGUCCGUUAAAUGAUUUUCUUGAAAUCGUUGGAAACUUUUGUUUAUGAUGAUAUAGUGUCUUGGAUUGCUUUUGUUCUAUGAUGAAAUCGUUUUCGUUUAGUGUUCAAACUCCAUUAAAACACGCUAUGUAGCUUUCUAUUAGUAUCAUUUUAGCAUAAGAAAAAUGAAGAGAAGAUCAAACUCCAUUAAAGCGUUCUA